Messenger RNA from Myotis davidii, 1010 nucleotides. It is a transcript of the gene NOL12, whose product is annotated as nucleolar protein 12. The transcript has 6 exons. The record is from RefSeq and is a predicted model, not a curated record. Gene Ontology annotation, molecular function: RNA binding. Bases 167 to 811 code for a protein of 214 amino acids. NCBI's taxonomy places the organism in Eukaryota, Metazoa, Chordata, Mammalia, Chiroptera, Vespertilionidae. Gene Ontology annotation, cellular component: nucleolus.
AUGGAGCCGCUCGCCCCGCCCCGCCCUCCCUUAGCUCUUCUCCGCGCCCCAAACCACCCAGCUUCUUAGAGCCGGGAGUUCGGGUUUCGGAGCAAUGGCUGCGACAUCCCUAGCCCAGCCGGCCGCCCCGCAUGCAAUGUUCUCAGAUGUUGAAGAUAAACGAUAAAUGAAUGACACGCGUAGCUUGAGCUCAUUUAUUCGCUCACCAGACAUGUACUCACUCCUACAUGUGUGCCACCUUAGCAUAGGGGAGUACCUGACAGGCUUCCACAAGCGGAAGGUGGAGCGGAAGAAGGCAGCCAUAGAGGAGAUCAAGCAGCGGCUCAAGAAGGAGCAGAAGAAGCUCCGGGAGGAGCGCCACCAAGAAUACCUGAAAAUGCUGGCAGAGAGGGAGGAGGCACUGGAGGAGGCGGACGAACUGGACCGGCUGGUGACGGCAAAGACAGAGUCAGUGCAGUAUGACCACCCCAACCACACAGUCACCGUGACCACCAUCAGUGACCUGGACCUCUCAGGGGCCCGGCUGCUCGGACUUUCCCCGUCUGAUCAAGGGGCCGGGCCUGGGCCUGAGGAGGAGGUGUCAGCCAUGGAGAAGCCGACCAAAGCCUUACCCAGGAAGUCCAGAGAGCCCCUGCUGUCCCAGCGGAUCUCCUCUCUCACGGCAUCACUGCAUGCACACAACCGCAAAAAAGUCAAGAAGAAACAUCCUCGACGAGCCCAGGACUCUACCAAGAAGCCCCCGAGUGCCACCCGUACCAGCAAGACCCAGCGCCGCCGGCUGACCGGCAAAGCCCGGCACAGCGGAGAGUGAGCCCGAGAACCAGGCCAGGCCCCAGCCCGGGCUGCAAGGACCUGUCCCGCCUCUGCUUAGCUGUCCCCAUAACCCAGCCUGCACUGACACCCAGAAGAAGCGGGCAGCUGAGAACUGGCCUCCCUCAGGAGGUACCUUCUGAGCCACAUUUGGAGCAGCUUCCUAAAUGUAUACACCACUGGGCCUUCCUCAGAUUUUC